AUGUCCAACGCAACCCACUACUCCCUUGAGGGUUGGUCUCCUGCGCCUCACGAAUAUCAAGCGCGUGUCACGUACCCCUGGCUAUAUGUCAAAGUGACGUUAAGGAGAGACAUCAUAGGAAAAACUGGGAUCAUCCGAGAGGACGAGCCGCCCACAUCAAAUAACAUCUUCACAUUUUCGACGUCAGAUGAAUUGGAUGUUCUCAGUGUAUCUGUCACUGGAGAAGCAAGGCAUAGGACGUGUAAUCGUAUGGUGGUCAAUUGUCAAAUUGGAUGUGUGGACAUCUCGGUCAAUGAGCUACUAGCAAAGUGCAUCAAAGGGGAAACCAAUUUAGAACUCUUGACUUUGUCCAAUCAUGACGUUGAUGUCGAGAAACGUGUCGGAAUUGAUGUGGAGGCUGUAAGUCAGGAAAUCAGACAAGACAAGUUGUCUACGAAUGCUACAGAUUCCACAGCCGAUACUAUUGGAUCCCUCGUCCGGAAGUUGGAUGAAGUUUUCAAAGCUGUCAAUGACAUAAGUUCUAAGAUGGUCUCAAAUAGCGAUGAUCCGUUUGGAAAGCUUGGCGAGCUUGUGUUCAAUAUCCGUUCACUCAAGGGACUCGACAAUCUGUAUACUACCGUGCUCGAGCAGUGGGGUAUCUCAUGGGAGGAUCCGCACUGUGUUGAACGAUUUGGGAAGGUUCUUGGGCUAGUCCUAUUUGGAAAGGAGCCUGUUUCGGAUGAUGAUAUUGACAAUAUCCUGGGCCUUGGACAAGGGAAGGCGCAUCUGACACUCCAGAGACUGCGCCGUGCGACUCCACCAUUCAUCCUUUUCCGAUUAUCUUGUGACGGCGGAGCGUACCAGUAA
This is a messenger RNA of Fomitiporia mediterranea MF3/22, 846 nucleotides long. RefSeq lists its product as uncharacterized. The coding region runs from base 1 to 846 and encodes 281 amino acids. The transcript has 7 exons. NCBI's taxonomy places the organism in Eukaryota, Fungi, Basidiomycota, Agaricomycetes, Hymenochaetales, Hymenochaetaceae. The record is from RefSeq and is a predicted model, not a curated record.